GCGGCCUGCGUGUCGGGCGAACGCACAUGCACGUUACCGAACGGACAGCCGGCUCUAGUUGAAUACGAAUGCGUGUUUUCCGUCCGGCGCCGUUACACGUGCGCUGCGGAUGCGCACUGCUGGCGCAUGGCCGGCCCCUGUUGAACGCGUUUGCGUGUUGAUGGCCUGAAGCGAAAAAGCGGUUUGAGGGGCGCCGGGCUUGGGCCUAGCGCCGUCACCUGGGCAACCGGCCUCACAGCCAGCCCGGCGACACCUGAAACACAGCACUCUCGUGGCGGCCGUCAGGAUGGCGGCUUCGGGGCCAACGAAAAUCACCUGGAAGCUGCAGGAGUUUGUUGCUCAUGCUGGUAAUGUAACCUGUUUGGUGCUGGGGAAGAAUUCAGGCAGACUAUUGGCAACUGGUGGAGAGGACUGUCGGGUGAAUUUGUGGUCAGUCAGUAAACCUAACUGUAUUAUGAGUCUUACAGGUCACAACACACCAGUUGAGUGUAUUCAGUUUAAAGAUUCUGAGGAGUUGGUUGUUGCAGGCUCACAAUCUGGAUCACUAAGAAUAUGGGAUUUGGAAGCAGCAAAGAUUCUUCGGACACUGUCGGGACACAAAGCCAACAUCUGCAGUUUAGACUUCCAUCCUUUUGGGGAGUUUGUGGCCUCUGGCUCUAUGGACACCAAUGUAAAGUUGUGGGACAUUCGAAGAAAAGGUUGUGUAAUGACCUACAAGGGUCACACAAAUGCUGUGCGUUGUUUAAGAUUCAGUCCUGAUGGGCGGUGGAUUGCUGCUGCUGGGGAUGAUAGCACAGUCAAGCUGUGGGAUUUGUCAGCGGCAAAAAUUCUAACAGAGUUCACAGAUCACACUGGACCUGUAAACAUUGUGGAGUUUCACCCCAAUGAGUAUCUGCUGGCUUCAGGAAGCUCUGACAGAACGAUAAAGUUUUGGGAUCUUGAAAAGUUUAAGAUGGUGAGCUGCACGGAAGUAGAGAGCACUCCUGUCAGGUGCAUCUUAUUCAACCCAGAUGGGUGUUGUCUCUAUAGUGGUUCUCAGGAUUCUUUGCAUGUUUACGGCUGGGAACCUCCCCGCUGUUUUGAUGUACUGCCAGUUAAUUGGGGUAGAGCAGCAGACCUUGCCAUCUGUUCCAAUCAAUUGAUUGGAGCUUCAUUCAGUCAGGUGACUGUCUCGACAUUUGUAGUGGAUCUGAAUCGUGUGAAGAAGACUGGUUCUAUUAUCCAAGGUGUAGUUGAGGAUGAAAAGCUGUACAAUCUACCGGUGACAAAAGGAGCUGUGCUCAGACGCAACUAUGAGAGGCCACUAACUACCUGCAGUAGGCCACAAAGUAAAGUGAAGGAGGAGCCAGAAAGUGAAGGGCGCAUUCCAAGUGGGGAAGAGGAUAAGGAUGACAAAGAAUCAACAGCAGAAAUUCGAAACCCGGAAGAAUACAAGGAGAUCUUCCAACCACAAAAUGCCAUUGCACGAACUCCACCUCGGAGGACUGAUCCCUUUCCUGCUCCCCCAGAAGAUGAUACUGUUGCAGUGAAGGAAGCUGAGAAAGUGACUGCUCCAACAGAGAUGCAUUCUCCUGUUAUGAAAAGGGUGCAGGCAGACCAGCUGAAUUUUCCUCCAACAGCAGCUUCCACUCCUGUCAAUCAGCCUGAAGCACCAAUAAUCCCAAUUGCUAAAAAUGAGCCCAUUGGAUUGAAGGUGGCAGACUUUCUCCCACCUCAGAAUAAUAAACUGGCUGAUUUGAGUGAUGAAGAUGCUGUGAGCCAAAUCCGGAAAGGACAUGACACUAUGUGCGUGGUAUUAACGAGUCGAUUCAAGAAUCUAGACACUGUGAGAGCUGUGUGGACCACUGGCGAUGUCAAGACCUCCAUAGACUCAGCAGUGACCAUGAAUGACUUGGCAGUUAUUGUGGACAUCCUGAAUAUUAUAAAUCUCAAACCAGCCUUGUGGAAACUUGACUUGUGCCCUUCAAUUAUUCCUCAGAUUGACAAACUGUUGCAGAGCAAAUAUGAGAGCUAUGUGCAGACUGGUUAUACUUCCCUUAAGUUGAUCUUGCAGCGAUUUGGACCCUUAAUGGCAGACAAUCUAGUGACACCACCCUCUAUUGGGGUUGACAUAACACGUGAAGAAAGGCACCAGAAAUGUAAGCUCUGUUAUAAGCAGUUAAAAAACCUGCUUCCGAUACUUCAGAGUAAAGCAGGAUUGCCCGGCCGUCAAGGCAGCGCUUUUCGUGAACUGCAACUUCUGAUGGCAGCUUUUGAAUGACCAGGUUCUCUGAUGAUUUGACAUCCUGUUGCAGAUGCUGCCAACAAAUGAUCCAAAGUCCAAGUUCUUUCCAAAUGGAUUACAUUUAAGUUCACUGAAGUCUAGAAUUUUGAACAUGAAUUGGCCAAGGUGCGCCUUGAAUGUUUUUGUUGUAAUGCUGUAGAGAUUUAGUUCUUCCCUCUCAGUAUUUAUGACAGAAGAGCAAAGGAAACUGAUUCCUUCAAUUACCUGCCUGUUAGUCAGUGUGUCAGGAAUAGAGAUUGUAGUGACAUGUUUUGCAUAGUUAACAUGUUACAAAGUAAGUAUCUUUGUUUUCCAUAAAUUGAAUUUCACUUCAACCUCACUGGCACUACUGAUUACUACAAAAGUUAUUGUGUCUGUGGCCUUUGGUCUGCAGCUAAAUGGUGAGAUCCAUCUGCCUUUUGGUUUAAAUAUAAUCAGAACACAUUGGGAUUUUCUCCUUGAACUUGUAGCUGCUAUGAAACAGGAUCUACUGUUAAGACCUUUUUUGCUCUUUGUGUUGUAAUGGAUCUUGUAUUGAAGUUACUUUGUAAAUGCUAUGAACUGUCCACUGGUAAUUUCAAGAGUAAGUUGUUCUUGCUGUUAACUUUACUUGUUGAGGAUUGCUCAUUUUUAAUCUUUCCUCCUGAUCUGUGAUUAAUACUGGCAUUGGAGGUCUUUUCCUCUUACUUCAGAUUUUAAAAAAAAUCCUGACCUCAAAUAGACAGUUCCUGUUGUGCUUUUUAACAAAAUUUGGCCUCCCAGACCUUGUUAAAGUAACCUGUGAAAUGUUUGGGGCUCUCGAACACUGAACAGGUAUAUUGCAACAAGCUACCUUGGUGGCCUUGUGAGCUCAACUGUAUUUGAGAAUAUGUCUCCUGGAUACUCAUUCAAUAACUCACUAGUUAUUGGUACUUUUUUUGGGAAAUGCAACAGGGCAAUGCAAGAUCAGUUGAUCUUUACUCUGUCCUCCGAGAAUAGUAUUGCACUAAACAAGCUGUAUACUUCAUAUUCUGGGUCUGGAGACAGAAUCAUUAUUUAACACCAAGUCUUAUCAAAUUCUAUUUAAAAGUUCAGUUUGUGCUUCAGUGUCCGUGCUAUGUAUAGAUGCUGUUAUUUUCUAUGUACAUUUUUUAACUGACUUCAAUAAAAAAAGUGAUUUGAAAGGCUCAAA
Rhincodon typus (whale shark) is the source of this 3434-nucleotide messenger RNA. RefSeq names its product katanin p80 (WD repeat containing) subunit B 1 (gene katnb1). Bases 287 to 2260 code for a protein of 657 amino acids. Gene Ontology annotation, cellular component: katanin complex. NCBI's taxonomy places the organism in Eukaryota, Metazoa, Chordata, Chondrichthyes, Orectolobiformes, Rhincodontidae. The record is from RefSeq and is a predicted model, not a curated record. The transcript has 19 exons. Gene Ontology annotation, molecular function: microtubule binding. Gene Ontology annotation, biological process: microtubule severing; microtubule depolymerization.